Messenger RNA from Triticum urartu, 1793 nucleotides. RefSeq names its product NAC transcription factor NAM-B2. The record is from RefSeq and is a predicted model, not a curated record. Lineage: Eukaryota; Viridiplantae; Streptophyta; Magnoliopsida; Poales; Poaceae. Gene Ontology annotation, molecular function: DNA binding. Gene Ontology annotation, biological process: regulation of DNA-templated transcription; system development.
CCCCGCCGAUGGCCUGCAUCUCCCCUGCUCUCCUCGCCACGGUUUCACGGUCGCACAGCCGCCCCCAAACCACCAGAAUUUCCACCGCAGAUCACUCGCCUGCCUGCUCGCCUCUCCUCUUCUCUCCUCCCAACCGUCGCCGUAACAAAUCCCAGUCCGUUCCUCCACAACCACCAGCUAGAAGCUCUGGCAGUUGAGCUAGGCACCACAGUCCACAUAGGUGCUGUGCUGCUGCGCGCAUAUAUAUACUCUGGUGGGAUCAUCCGGUGUGUUUGUUGGUAGCUAGCUAGGGGACGGUCUGAUGAGAUCCAUGGGCAGCUCGGACUCAUCUUCCGGCUCGGCACCGCCGCGGCAUCAGCCACCGCCGCCUCCGCAGCAGGGCUCGGCGCCGGACCUCCCGCCGGGCUUCCGGUUCCACCCGACGGACGAGGAGCUGGUCGUGCACUACCUCAAGAAGAAGGCCGCCAAGGUGCCGCUCCCCGUCACCAUCAUCGCCGAGGUGGAUCUCUACAAGUUCGACCCAUGGGAGCUGCCCGAGAAGGCGACCUUCGGGGAACAGGAGUGGUACUUCUUCAGCCCGCGCGACCGCAAGUACCCCAACGGCGCGCGGCCCAACAGGGCGGCCACGUCGGGGUACUGGAAGGCCACCGGCACGGACAAACCUAUCCUGGCCUCCGGGUGCGGCCGGGAGAAGGUCGGCGUCAAGAAGGCGCUCGUCUUCUACCGCGGGAAGCCGCCCAAGGGCCUCAAAACCAACUGGAUCAUGCACGAGUACCGCCUCACCGACGCGUCUAGCUCCGCCACCACCAGCCGACCGCCUCCUGUCACCGGCGGGAGCAGGGCUGCCUCUCUCAGGUUGGACGACUGGGUGCUGUGCCGCAUAUACAAGAAGAUCAACAAGGCCGCCGCCGGGGAUCAGCAGAGGAGCAUGGAGUGCGAGGACUCCGUGGAGGACGCCGUCACCGCAUACCCGCCCUAUGCCACGGCGGGCAUGACCGGUGCAGGGGCGCAUGGCAGCAACUACGAUUCACUGCUCCAUCACCAGGACAGCCACGAGGACAACUUCCUGGACGGCCUGCUCACAGCAGAGGACGCCGGCCUCUCGGCGGGCGCCACCUCGCUGAGCCACCUGGCCGCGGCGGCGAGGGCGAGCCCGGCUCCGACCAAACAGUUUCUCGCCCCGUCGUCUUCAACCCCGUUCAACUGGCUCGAUGCGUCAACCGUUGGCAUCCUCCCGCAGGCAAGGAAUUUUCCUGGGUUUAACAGGAGCAGAAAUGUCGGCAACAUGUCGCUGUCGUCGACGGCCGACAUGGCGGUGGACAACGGCGGGGGCAAUGCGAUAAACGCCAUGCCUCCAUUUAUGAAUCAUCUACCCGUGCAAGACGGGACCUACCAUCAACAGCAUGUCAUCCUCGGCACCCCGCUCGCGCCAGAAGCCACUGCCGCCGCCACCUCUGCCUUCCAGCACCCCGUCCAAAUAUCCGGCGUGAACUGGAAUCCCUGAACAAAUGAUAUGAACACCACAUAUGCGCACGCACGCAUGCAUUGCUAGCCAGUAGUUGUUGCAGCUAGUUAGUGGUAGUCGCAUUCAGUGAGCACUGAGUAGUUGCAUUGCAUGGAUAUAUGUGGCUAGCUGUAUUGCACCAUGAACACGUACUUAUGCGAACUUGCUAGCCAUAUACACAGCUAGGAAUAUUUUCGAAGUAAAAAAAAGUCAGAACAUAUAUAGUAUGAUAUUAGCUUCAUAUGUAUAUUGUAGAGAGCAUAUAGUAUGCAGCUGAUUACAAUCCCCA